Molecule: messenger RNA, 303 nt
Organism: Peronospora matthiolae
Lineage: Eukaryota; Oomycota; Peronosporomycetes; Peronosporales; Peronosporaceae
Source: the annotation of a GenBank genome assembly
AUGAAGAAACCGAUUCUGGCCAACCUUAAAGUGUUUGGAUGCCACGCGUAUGUUCAAGUGCCUCAAGACAAACGCGCGAAGUUCGACUCCAAGUCAUCACUCUGUCGUUUCCUGGGAUACGCCGAACACCAGAAGUCAUAUCGAUUUGAGGAAGUGUCAACAGGAGCGAUCAAGAUCAGUCGCGAUGCCACAUUCAUGGAAGACAAGUUUGAUGAAGGUCCGCGCAACUACAACGAUGAGUCAAGUGUCGUUGAGUUUGAUGAUCAUGAUGAGGACGAAGAAAAAGAAGAAGGUAAAAACUGA